Nanorana parkeri is the source of this 1623-nucleotide messenger RNA. It is a transcript of the gene TCERG1, whose product is annotated as transcription elongation regulator 1. Gene Ontology annotation, molecular function: RNA polymerase binding; transcription coregulator activity. The annotation marks the transcript as partial. The record is from RefSeq and is a predicted model, not a curated record. The transcript is spliced from 9 exons. Gene Ontology annotation, cellular component: nucleus. NCBI's taxonomy places the organism in Eukaryota, Metazoa, Chordata, Amphibia, Anura, Dicroglossidae.
GGGGCAGUUGUGAGGUUAUCGGUUGUUCCUGUAAUGGCGGAGCGUGGGGACUCUGAUGCCGAGAGAUACAAUAAUGAUAUUAGGAUGGCACAGCAGCAGCAGCAACAGCAACAGCAGGCUCUGCGAUUUCGUGGUCCUACACCUCCACCUGCUGGUGUUUUAAGAGGCCCUCCUCCUCUCCUGCGUCCACCUCCUCCUUUCAGUAUGAUGCGAGGACCUCCGCCGCCACCCCGGCCUCCAUUUGGACGUCCUCCUUUUGAUCACAACAUGCCACCAAUGCCACCGCCUAGUGGCCUACCACCUCCAAUAGCUCAUCCUCAUCUUCAGAGACCCCCGUUUAUUCCUCCACAUAUUGGAAGUAUGCCACCUCCAGGAAUGCUGUUCCCACCAGGGAUACCACCGGUGUCUUCACCUGCUUCAACACCAAAUCCCAGUCCUAACACUGUGCCUACACAGGCACCAACACUGCCACCAAAUGAGGAAAUCUGGGUGGAGAAUAAGACCCCAGAUGGCAAGGCAUAUUUUUACAAUGCUCGAACCCGUGAAUCUGCAUGGAGUAAACCGGAUGGAGUAAAAGUUAUCCAGCAAUCAGAACUGACUCCAUUAAUGUCCCAAGCUCAGGCUCAAGUAGUUCAAGCCCAGGCUCAGGCACAAGCUCAGGCACAAGCUCAGGCGCAAUCCCAACCUACUCAUAUGCAGAAUGCUAGUGCUGCCUCUACAACAAGUAGUAGCCCUUCAUUAAUGGUAUCGACGUCGGCAACUUCAGGCAGUCAGUCGUCUUCAACUAAUACUUCCACAUCAAGCUCUGUCCCACAAGUGGUACCUAGUUCGUCCGCUCCUGAGCAAUCCAUGACUGUUUCUGUGACAACCUCAUCCUCAGUCAGUAUGGCAGCAUCUCUGCCCACAGUCUCGUCAGUGCAAGCCCUGUCUCAGCCUCUAUCCCAUACAUUGCCCCCAACGGUUCCUCAUCCUACAGCAGCAAUCCAAGCUUUCCCUCCUGUUAUGGUACCCCCUUUUCGAGUGCCCCUUCCCGGCAUGCCUAUACCACUGCCAGGUGUAGCAAUGAUGCAAAUAGUCAGCUGCCCGUAUGUAAAGACAGUCGCUACCACCAAAACCGUGAACAUGUCUCUAGGUGUCAUGCCUGGAAUUGGUCCUCCAAUGGUCUCAAUGAUACACCCUCAAGUGGCCCUUGCUGCUUCUCAAGCCACACUAGCAGGAGCGACAAUGAUGUCUGAAUGGUCUGAAUAUAAAACUGCCGAUGGCAAAACAUACUAUUAUAAUAAUCGCACUUUGGAGUCUACAUGGGAAAAGCCUCAGGAACUUAAAGAAAAAGAUAAAGAAGUGGAGAAAGUAAAGGAGACAGUUAAGACUGAGCCAGUUGUGGAGGAACCCCAGCCAAUGGAGGCCGAGGAAGAGGUGCCAAAGGAAGAACCUCCCAAGGAGAUUAAGGAGGAACCAAAAGAAGAAGAAAUGACGGAGGAAGAAAAAGCUGCCCAAAAAGCCCGCCCAGUAGCUACCACACCAAUUCCUGGCACUCCAUGGUACUUAUGCCCCCCAAAGCCUGUUUUCUUGCCAAUAUUUGCAGGGACUUUUGUGUUAGCCCUGGAUUUUGCAUCUUUACAG